Messenger RNA from Oryza brachyantha (malo sina), 1968 nucleotides. RefSeq names its product catalase isozyme B. The coding region runs from base 215 to 1693 and encodes 492 amino acids. The transcript is spliced from 8 exons. Gene Ontology annotation, biological process: hydrogen peroxide catabolic process; response to hydrogen peroxide. The record is from RefSeq and is a predicted model, not a curated record. Gene Ontology annotation, cellular component: cytoplasm; plasma membrane; peroxisome. Gene Ontology annotation, molecular function: heme binding; catalase activity. NCBI's taxonomy places the organism in Eukaryota, Viridiplantae, Streptophyta, Magnoliopsida, Poales, Poaceae.
GGAGGUGCAGGAGGACGAUAAGCACCGUGCCCCACAGCAAGACGGCCAUUAAUAAACGGGCACGACGUGGAGGAGGAAAGAGAGAAGCCCAAUUUGUUCCUACUACUAGUAGUAGAGUAGAGUAGAUAUCAGAUUUGCAAUUGCAAGGCCGCCGCUUUCUUGUUCGUCGUCACCAAUCGGCGAUCCCCCAGAUCAGGCGCGGCGCCACCCGCCCAUGGAUCCCUACAAGCAUCGUCCGUCCAGCGCCAGCAAUUCCUCCUUCUGGACCACCAACUCCGGCGCCCCCGUCUGGAACAACAACUCCGCCCUCACCGUCGGACACCGUGGACCUAUCCUUCUUGAGGAUUAUCAUCUGAUUGAAAAGCUUGCACAGUUUGACAGGGAGCGUAUCCCUGAGCGUGUCGUUCAUGCAAGGGGAGCCAGUGCCAAGGGGUUUUUUGAGGUCACUCAUGAUAUUUCUCACCUCACGUGUGCUGAUUUUCUCCGUGCCCCUGGUGUUCAGACCCCAGUUAUUGUUCGGUUCUCCACUGUCGUGCAUGAGCGUGGAAGCCCUGAGACCUUGAGGGAUCCACGUGGUUUUGCUGUGAAAUUCUACACUAGAGAGGGUAAUUUCGAUCUUGUUGGUAACAAUAUGCCUGUGUUUUUUAUCCGAGAUGGGAUGAAAUUCCCUGACAUGGUCCAUGCUUUCAAGCCAAGUCCAAAGACCAAUAUGCAAGAGAACUGGAGAAUAGUUGAUUUCUUUUCACACCACCCAGAGAGUUUGCACAUGUUCACCUUCCUCUUUGAUGAUGUCGGCAUUCCACUCAACUACAGGCACAUGGACGGUUUUGGUGUCAACACCUACACCUUUAUCAAUAAGGAUGGAAAGCCUCACCUUGUCAAAUUCCACUGGAAGCCUACCUGUGGUGUCAAAUGCCUGUUGGAUGAUGAAGCUGUAACUGUUGGGGGCACCUGCCACAGCCAUGCUACGAAGGACUUGACUGAUUCUAUUGCAUCAGGGAAUUACCCAGAAUGGAAGCUCUACAUCCAGACCAUCGAUCCUGAUCAUGAGGACAGAUUUGAUUUCGAUCCUCUUGAUGUCACUAAGACAUGGCCGGAGGAUAUCAUCCCACUGCAGCCAGUUGGACGGAUGGUCCUGAACAAAAACAUUGAUAACUUCUUUGCAGAAAAUGAACAGCUUGCCUUUUGCCCUGCCAUAAUUGUCCCUGGAAUCCAUUACUCUGAUGAUAAGCUGCUCCAGACGAGAGUUUUCUCGUAUGCUGAUACCCAAAGGCACCGUCUUGGUCCAAACUAUUUGAUGCUUCCUGUGAAUGCACCUAAAUGUGCAUACCACAACAACCACCAUGAUGGCACCAUGAAUUUCAUGCACAGAGAUGAGGAGGUGAACUACUUCCCCUCAAGGUUUGAUGCUGCCCGUCAUGCUGAGAAGGUUCCUGUUCCUCCUCGUGUUCUAACAGGCUGUCGGGAAAAGUGUGUCAUUAACAAGGAGAACAAUUUCAAGCAAGCUGGUGAGAGAUACCGGUCCUUUGACCCUGCCAGGCAAGACCGUUUCAUCCAGCGGUGGGUUGAUGCGCUCUCAGAUCCUCGUAUUACGCAUGAACUUCGUGGCAUCUGGAUCUCCUACUGGUCACAGUGUGAUGCGUCCCUUGGGCAGAAGCUGGCAUCACGGCUCAACCUGAAACCGAACAUGUAGAUCGGCAAGGAGGAAUCCAGUGGUGGUCCUGUGUUGGGACAGUCAUGCAUGAACUGAAAUGUGUCGUCCGGGUGUAAUCGUGAAUAAAAUGUGAUAUGGUGAUAUGUAUACUGGUGACGCAAUUUGUGAAACUGUAGCUGGGAUCCUGAAAACAUGCCGUGCUGUGUCUUUUGGAAAGAGAUAACAAUAAAGACUGAUACAGUGGGUAAUCAUGUUACUAUGGUUCGUCAAGAAUGCUGGUGAAUGUGCUAUAUAUGCUGAACUUAUUAGCUCCA